UUCUUUUUUAGGUUUACCGACUAUAAACUUUACCAAUAUAUCGUAUUUAAAAAACAAGUUUUAUUUAUUAUAUCAAAUAAUUAUGUUACAUAGAUAAAAAAAAAAAAUCUUAAAUGGUAAAACGUAUGGUAUAUAUUUUUCAAUUAAUCUUAUAAUAAGAGAAAGAAAACGUGAGAUCCGCGCUAGACUCUAUGCAUAUCAGAUUAUCAGCAAAGCCAUUUUAAGUAUUAUACUUAUCGUUCCUACACCAGUGGACCUCAGCUACUCACCGAGCUCGAUCAUGGAAGCCAUCGGUGUCCUCAUGACCUACCCCAUGUCUUCUUACCUCGAACAAGAGCUCGAUAAACGCUUCAAUCUCUUCCGUUUGUGGAAUCUCCCACAGAAAAACGACUUCUUCAAGGAGAAUUCAGGUUCAAUCCGAGCCGUCGUCGGAAACGCCAACGCCGGUGCCGACCGAGAAUUGAUCGACUCGUUACCGGCUUUAGAGAUUGUAUCUAAUUUUAGCGUGGGGUUAGACAAGGUGGAUUUGGGGCAUUGUAAGCAGAAAGGGAUUAGGGUUACUAAUACACCUGAUGUGUUGACCGAGGAUGUGGCUGACUUGGCGAUUGGAUUGAUGUUGGCGACGCUGAGAGGGAUUUGUGAGUGCGAUCGAUAUGUUAGGGCUGGAUUGUGGAAGAAAGGUGACUUCAAAUUGACUACUAAGUUCAGUGGCAAAAAGGUGGGAAUCAUAGGUCUAGGAAGAAUAGGGACAGCAAUUGCAAAGAGGGCUGAAGCAUUCAACUGUCCGAUAAGUUACUAUUCCAGAUCACAAAAACCAGAAUCAAAAUACAAAUACUUCCCCAGUGUAGUUGAAUUAGCUUCCGACUGUGACAUCCUUGUUGUGGCGUGUGCACUAACUGCAGAAACUCGCCACAUCAUCAACCGCCAAGUCAUCGAUGCGCUGGGUCCCAAGGGGUUUCUCAUCAACAUAGGGAGGGGCCCACACAUUGAUGAACCUGAACUGGUAUCUGCCCUUGUUGAAAGGCGAAUAGCAGGGGCAGGUCUUGAUGUGUUUGAGAAGGAGCCCCAUGUCCCUGAAGAGUUGUUUGGUCUUGAUAAUGUGGUUCUGUUGCCACAUGUCGCGAGUGGAACUGUUGAGACACGAAACGCGAUGGCUGAUCUUGUUGUUGGAAACUUGGAGGCUCACUUUUCGAAGAAGCCAUUGUUGACCCCUGUUGUUUGAAUACGAUUAUGAUGAUAUUGGUAUUAAGUUACUACCAUUUAAAAAGAUGUUGUUGACACUUGUGAGCUUCUUUUAAAGUCUGCUUAUUCUUCUAGCAAAGCUUUAAACUCCUCAAUACCAUUUUCAAUUCAUGGGUUGUGCAAGGAAAAUGAAUAAAUAUACGAAGCAGAUUGUAGCAUUGUGUUGGUAUUUUAAGAUUUUGAUUUUGCAAUUGACUCUAACCACACUUAAAAUUGGCCUUUUUGAUUGGAAAAAUAUGUAGGGGGAAAUGAGCUAUAUGCAUGAUUAUGAAC
Messenger RNA from Lactuca saligna, 1515 nucleotides. Lineage: Eukaryota; Viridiplantae; Streptophyta; Magnoliopsida; Asterales; Asteraceae. The record is from the annotation of a GenBank genome assembly.